AUGUCCCAGCUGCCACGGCGAGGGCAUGCGUGGAAGCUUCAUCUGCAGCAGAUGCAACGGCAACGACGUGGUCCCCGUGACGCAGAAUUCUUGUCCGUCCACGUUCCCUGCCGCCGCCGAUCCUCUUUCCUCUCCGGGCCAGCCGCCCAUCGUCUGCCGUCGGGACCUCGUCUCCGUCGGAGAAGCAAACACAUCAUGAAGGAGGGCACCGUCGUCGAUGGCCCGGCAUCUUGGCACCCGGACACCCGCGUAUUGUCCGCUGUCGGGCCUUUGUCUCUGUCGGAGAUGGCAGCACGGCAUUGUCAAGGAUGGCACCGGCGCUGGUGGCUCGGCACCUGGGCACCUGGGCACCCGGGCACUUGCGUGCCGUCUGCUGUAUGCUGUCGGGACUUUGUCUCCGUCGGAGAGGCAAGCAACACAUUGCAAAGGAUUGCACUGUCACGAAUGGUGCGUCCGGGCACCCACACCCUGUCCGCUGUCGAGACUUGUCUCCACCGGAGGAGUACGAAAUAUUACACCAUCAAGGACGACACCGUCGCUGGUGGUCCGGCACCCGGGCACCCGAGCACAUAUUGUCUGCUGCCGGCACUUUCUGUCGGGACCUCCAUCGGAGAGGCAAGCAACACAUUGCAAAGGAUGGCACUGUCAUCAAUGGUGCGUCCGGGCACCCACACCCUGUCCGCUGUCGAGACUUGUCUUCACCGGAGAACGAAAUAUUACACCACCAAGGACGACACCGUCGCUGUCGAGACUUGUUCUAUCGGAGAACGAAAUAUUACACCGCCAAGGACGACAUCGUCGCUGACGGUCCGGCACCCGGGCACCCGAGCACAUAUUGUCUGCUGCCGGCACUUUCUGUCGGGACCUCGUCUCCGUCGGAAAAGGAGACAACACAUCGGCAAGGAUGGCGCAGCUGCCGACGGCACGGCACCUAGGCACCCGGACACUCGCGCAGGACACCUUGGCUAUCUUGGCGUGUCCAGCAGUCUUGUCGGAUUUGGCUGA
Messenger RNA from Drechmeria coniospora, 1005 nucleotides. RefSeq lists its product as uncharacterized. The coding region runs from base 1 to 1005 and encodes 334 amino acids. The record is from RefSeq and is a predicted model, not a curated record. The transcript has a single exon. Lineage: Eukaryota; Fungi; Ascomycota; Sordariomycetes; Hypocreales; Ophiocordycipitaceae.